This is a messenger RNA of Blastomyces dermatitidis ER-3, 4729 nucleotides long. RefSeq names its product impact family protein. Lineage: Eukaryota; Fungi; Ascomycota; Eurotiomycetes; Onygenales; Ajellomycetaceae. The record is from RefSeq and is a predicted model, not a curated record. Gene Ontology annotation, cellular component: cytoplasm. The transcript has a single exon. Gene Ontology annotation, molecular function: protein binding. Bases 112 to 1077 code for a protein of 321 amino acids. Gene Ontology annotation, biological process: regulation of translational initiation.
AAGAAGAAAAAGAUCAAAUUUAAGCUCACUCUUGCUCUAGAAUACAUUUCCCAAUACUAUCCUCCAUCAAUUAAACAAUUUCACCCUCUCAAUGAAACCGUCACAACAACAAUGACCUCCCGCCUGAACGACGAGCUCGCCGAAGAGAUCGAUUCAGUCAACGCAAUAUAUGAUUCUUCCACCAUAACACUGACAUCAAACCCUUCCAAUCCUCCUCCUAGUGCCCCGGACGAAUUCCCGGUUACAACUACAAUAAUCCUCCGAAUCCCGAAUCACUUAGAUUUCUCAUUCCUCCUUGGCUUCGACAGCAAAUACCCCGCCACCCCUCCUCGAGUAAUCGGCACGGCAUCUACGAGUUCUCGGGGCGAGGGGGAAAAAUGGCUCAAUGUGCUACGUGGCUCGGUGCAGAAGGUCUGGCAAGAAGGUUUCGUGUGUCUUUAUGACGUUAUAGAGGAGUGCGGAGAGCGAUUCGGUGAAAUGCGAGCUGGGGAGCCCGAUGAAGCGUCUGCUGCUGGCGGCAAUGAAGAUGCGGACCCUACCACCACCCAUACAUCUGCAGUAGAUACAGCUGUUCCGCCGCCAUCACUACAUGCGUCCUUUGGCCUCGAUAGUCCCCCAGACUGGGUAAUUUCAGAUCCCAUAACGGAGAAGAAAUCAGUAUUCGUGGCGCGUGUCGCCAGAGUUCAAUCAACGGAGACGGCUAAAAAAUAUCUAGAUUAUCUCCUCGGCACAGAAAAGAAAAUCGCAUCUGCAACUCACAAUAUCACGGCGUGGCGGAUUAAGCAAAAAGCCGCGCCGGGGCCCAAUGGCGUUCCUGUGGCCGAGGGAACUAUCUUUCAAGAUUUUGAUGAUGACGGUGAAACGGCUGCUGGGGCCAGAAUGUUGCAUCUCAUGCAGCUAAUGGAUGUGUGGGAUGUGGUCGUCGUUGUGACCAGAUGGUACGGGGGAGUUAAGUUGGGCCCUGACCGGUUCCGAAUCAUCAACACAGCCGCGCGAGAUGCCCUACUAAAAGCUGGCUUUACGAAGUCUGAAGGAGGUGCUUCCCAGGAAAAGGAAAAGAAGAAGGGUAAAAGAUAACUACUUAUUGUGUUUUUUUUUCUAUAUUUGUCUUUUGUUACUUCUUCCCGAGAUGCACAGCGCCUAGCGACAAACUAUCUAUAUUUCUAUCUAAAAUCUGCUUUUUUGCAUUGCUGCCACAUUUAUAGCUUACUUGAUGGAGCAACUAACUUCUCUACCUCUGCGAAUUGGUAGUAGAAGUUGAGGCUCUCGGGGUUGGCUAAUGUACCCGAUGGCUUGAUUACUUUCCCAGACACAAUUUGCUUGACUGGCAGUUCGACCUUCUUCAAGUUGACCGUCGUCUAGAAAAUUUUUGGUCAGCUUGCAAACUUCCAUGAGUCCAAUACUGGAACUGGGUGUACAUGUACAUUACAUACUGGGAUCUCUGGAGUCUCAAACACAUAUUUGGGCACAUGUCGGGGACUUAAUCCGCUUCUGAUGGCGGCUUUAACGUCCUCUACGAGCUUCUUGGUAAAGGGAACGCCAGGACGCAUGAGCAGGAAUAGCAUGACAGUUUCGUCUGAAUCCCGCGGUCGACGCUGCCCGACGCAGAUGGAGUCGGAGAUCUCAUUGGCGAAUUUGUUCUCGAGAAUGCCGUAUAUUUCGGAUGAUCCGAACCGCACGCCUGAGGGAUUAAGAACGCCAUCCGCACGUCCCAGGAAAAAGAUUUGCUUGGUGGUGGGAUUGAUCAUGAUGAAAUCGCCGUGGGUCCAGACAUCUAUAGAUUGUUAGCUGGGAACCAAACAGUUCGCAAGAGGGAACGCGUCAAGUUACCGUCAAAUCGAGCAAAGUAUGCAUCAAAAUAGCGCUCUGCACCGUUCUCUCCCCAAAACAUGACAGGCAUGUUGGGAAACGCUGCUGUCGCAACUAAUUCACCUGGAACUCCCUCCUCCAGUGGAAUCCCUUUAACGCCUUUUCCACCUUCCACAGUCUGAUCAUACACAGCAAUAGGGGUCCCAAGACUCGGCCCCUGACAGCCACCCACGUACAACGGUGUCAGACUGUUUGAGGUUCCAAAUGUGCCCGCAAUAUCCGUACCGCCAGAAAUAUUUGAGAGAUGCACUUUAGCCGGGAAUCCUUUGUCAUAGAACCACUCAAACAGGGCAUCCGAAAGCACCAUCCCAGUGCUUGUCAUUACCUCCAGAUUGCUAAGAUCAGUGAUCUCUCGAGGUUGAAUACCGUUCUUUUGCAGUUCGUACAGAUAGCGUGGGGAGGUGCCCAGGUGGGUUACCCUGACUCAAUCAGAAUGCGUCUCUUGGAAAUCCAAGGGGAUCUGUGACUUACUUCUGCUCUCCAGCCAAUUUAAUGAACGAGGUGACAUCAGGUAAGAAGGGGCUGCCGUCGUACAAGACGACUCUGCACCCGUACAUCAAUGGCUGCAACGCACUGAGAUACAUUAUCCAUCCUGUUGUGGUGUAUUGCAGAGCCACCGAAUUCGAGUUCAUUUCUCGGUGCAGUUUUCCCUCUUUCAGGCCACUCAAGACAACGCCUCCAACCGAAUGCACAAUACAUUUUGGUGUUCCAGUCGUUCCUGAUUCCAUCUUGUUAGACUUUUCACGCAGUUAAAAUCCAACAUACAUGUUGCAAUCAAGAUCAUACCUGAAGAAUAAACGACCAAGAACGGAUCCGAAAACUUAACUCUCACAAAUUCCAACUUAUUGGACUUCACCUUUGACAAGAAUGCCACCAAAGUUUGCGUUCUGGGAACCAUGCUCACAUCGGCAGGACGAUCUUGGAAUCGAGGUUGCGAUACAACUCCUUGAAACUCCUCCACACCCCCCAUCCCUCGAACGAUGUCUUUCAUCUUCGGCCUCAAAUCGAUGGUGUUCCCAUUGUAUACUGUCCAAUCAUCCAUGAACAGCCAUUGGGGCUUGAUCUGCAGCAAGCGAUCCAGAAUCCCCUUGGCACCCAUAUCAGUCGAGCUGGACGAAAACAACCCUCCCAGCGCCGUCACGGCCAAAAACACAACAAGAGUAUCGAUACUAUUGCUCGCAACAACAGCUACGCGAUCGCCCUUUUUCACACCCGCCGUCUUCAUAGCCUGCGACAGCUUGCCAACCCUGCUCCUGAGUUCACCAAACGUGAUAUUCCGUGUACCCUCCGCCCCACCUUCUCGAACCUCAGUCACGGCACACUUCGCAUCUUCCUUGCCAACUAUAGACACUCCCGACGAUCCGGAGGAGGUGAAGAGCAUAUUCUCCGCGAAGUUCAUGUAAGUGCCGGCGAACCAUUCUGGGAUGCUGUCCAUGCGUGCGGCCUCAUCAACUACCCUUGUGUAGGUGCCAGAGUGGAUGGGGUUGAGGUCAUGCCAACAGAAUUCCCAGAAUGCGGCGCGGUUGUUGACUGAGUAGUCGUGGAGGGAGAGAAAUGUCUGGAAAAAUUUGGUCGAGACGUUAACUAGGUAUCCUAAUCAUGUUGGUUUUGCAUAUUUUGCAUUUGCCCGCCCGACGCCUAAUACGUGCUAGGGAGGAGUGAAAAGCAGCGUGAAUGGCAAAAAAAUAUGUCGGGGUACAAAACGUAGCUUUUUGCGGUCCCAAAAAGCUCGUCCGUAGAAUGAAUGAAACGUAAAUAUCUAUAUCGAAAGAAAAAAGAAGGAAAAAAACACCAGCCUUGUAAAUGAAAAGGGGAACACACAUACCGGAAACUUCAACCCCGUCUUGCGCUCCAGCCGCCGUCGAAACUGGCUGAGAUUCGUCGACUCGGGAUCGGGAUGCUCCCAUAGCUUGCGGGGUACCGCGUACGUCGACAUGUUUUAUAUAUAACUAGGUGGUUGGUUGCUCUGAAAUUUAAAAAAAAAAAAAAAAAAAAAAAAAAAAAAAAAAAAAAUCCAAAACUAUCUCGGUCGAAAACUGAGUCUGGACCAGACGGAGAGUACUCCGUAACGUUUGUCCUAAUAUUGGCUAUCUUCAAAACGUAGAAACCAUACAGCAAUUGGCGGGGGGGGAUGUAACUCUCUAGCCUCACGCACGAAGAAACCGGUCAAGUAAAGAAGUAAGAUCGUUUAUAUAAGUCAACUGCUCGUGUUUAUCUUCUCCGCAUGUCACGACAAUCUUUCUGUCCAUUUCCAACCGUCCUUCCCCCCACAGUACCCGGGGUCCAUGAUGGCCAUUUAGCUAAAUCGGCUUUUAGGCUGGCGAGCUGCUUUUGCCGGCACUCGGGUAUCUCGUCUCCUCUUGGUGUUUUGUCUCCUUAAUCUUUUCGGCUCCCAAGGGUUGUUUCGGUGGCCCUAGUGCCGACUUCCUCGGCUUCCGGCGGUUGGGUUUGCCGGGCGAGGGAGGCGCGGCUUUGUUAGUGAGAUUUUCGGGGGAUGAAGAAGUUUUCAACUUCUUUUCUUUUUUCUUUCUUUCUUUUAUUUUCUCAUUAUUAGAGGCCUGUUGAUUGGGGUUUUCAGAGUAAAAUUUAAUAUGUUCGUAUCUGUUUUAUGGGGUGGUAUAUUUACAAUGUUGCGCCUGCUACAUGACAAUAGCCGAACGGAAACAGUGUAUAUUUCCAGACAGUCAGUCGUAGUCCGUUUGAAUCAAAAGAAGCUUCCUCUCAUUAUUCUCGCCCGUGAUCGAUUACCCGCCCAAAGGUUGAAAUCAGUGCAUCGAUAGCCGGAGCCAGAGAGUGAGUGUGUUGAGCUCCAAUUGAAUGCCAUGGUCAAUUGAAAUUCCCAGCAACUCUCAUGUCUCAU